Messenger RNA from Phasianus colchicus (ring-necked pheasant), 1116 nucleotides. The record is from RefSeq and is a predicted model, not a curated record. NCBI's taxonomy places the organism in Eukaryota, Metazoa, Chordata, Aves, Galliformes, Phasianidae.
GACACGCUACCCGCGCAUAUGCGCCCGGCACUCGCAGCCCAGAGUAAGCCCGAGUGACGCCGGCGCAGGGCGCAGCCCCUCCGGGGAGGAGCUGGCGGCGGCGGCGGCGGGGAGGAGGUGCCACGGGCGGAGCAGAGCCGAGGGUGGCGGGGGCAGCGCGGCGCGGCGCGGCGCGGUGGGGGAGCGGCGGAGCGGCGAGAUGCGGCAGUGCCGGGCCGCGGGGCUGGCCGCGGUGCUCCUGGCAGUGGCUGUGAGCAGAGCUCAGGUGCAGCAGGAGCCGGCGGCAGAGACAACUGAGGACACCGGCAUCAACAUCACCUGCUCACACCCCAGCAUACAGUCCGAAAAGUACAUCCACUGGUACCGCCAGCUCCAGGGCCGAGGACCCGCAUUCCUCGUCAGCGCCGUUAAAGGCUCCAAGGAGGUGCCGGACCCGGAGGGGCAGGUGUCGGUGUCGGCAGAUCGCCGCUCCAGCGCCCUGUGGCUCGCCCGGCCCCGGCUCGGCGACGCGGCCGUGUAUUACUGCGCCGUGGACCCACGGGAAGCGAAGCCGGGGCUGCGGCCGGGCACGAACCGUUUUGGGCGGGGCGGGGGCACAGUGCCGUCCGGGCCCGAAGGGGGCGCUGCCUGCAUGGCCGCCAAACUCCAUCCUGACCAGGGUGCACCUCCCUGAGUUCUCGAGAAAAAUGAGCACGGCACACACAGCAGCCAUUGACUGAAGCCAAUGUGAGUCAGGCGCAGCUGGGUCUGUGUCAGGACUGCACACCAUGUGAGUGUGGGGAACAGCAGGACUGACUGCAAGGGCUGUGUUUGACACCCGAGGGACAUUCUCACAAUUCUAUUCCAUCUUCUAUCCUCUCCUCCUUCCCCAGUGCAGCACAUAUAAGAACCUGGAAGGAGAGGGGCCUAAAACCAGAACAUCAGCAAUGUGCUAAGUGAGAAAACUAAUUGAGGAAAUUUCCUAGUGGAAUGCAAGGUAACACAAUACAUUAUCAUUGGAAUGGAAGUGAAUAAAUCAAAUAAAUGAAAGAAAGAGAGUGCCCAUAAACAAAAGGCCUUUCUCUAAUGCUGAAGGGGAGAUGGCUAGGGUGCACACACCACAGAGGUGACCAGAAA